Manis javanica (Malayan pangolin) is the source of this 2309-nucleotide messenger RNA. NCBI's taxonomy places the organism in Eukaryota, Metazoa, Chordata, Mammalia, Pholidota, Manidae. The record is from RefSeq and is a predicted model, not a curated record.
GGUUCCGGAGCAGAGUGGGGCCAACAGGUGGAGUCUGCGUGCUGAGGCUCAGGCCGCCUUUUCCUACCAUGUCCUCCACAAGGCCACAUUCUAGAUGCUGGUGAGGGCAAAGAGAAUGGGCAAAGACAGGGACAGACAUGGGAGCACAUGGGCAGACAGGAAAUGGAAAGCACUGAUGGCUAGCAGGGAGGCAGCGUGAGAGAAAGAAUGACAGACAGCAGGCUAUGGGGUGGGAGGAAGACAGAGACAAAGAGACCUAGGGAAAAAAGAGACAAAAGAAAAUCCAAAGACACAGAGGAAGAGCCCAGGAGCACAGGCCGAGGGAGGGCAGAGACCUGGGAGGUCACCUUUCCCAUGCUCAGGGGGCAGCAGGGCCAGCAGGCCUUGGUAUCCCCGCGGCUGUGGCCACCGUAAUGAGAAAGUCGCAGAAGCCUCCGAGGGUGCCGGGGGACACUCUUCCCAAGCCUCACACUGACGGGAAGGCCACCAAAGGAGGGAACAAUUAUUGCCUGGAGUAAGAUGGGGCUCGCCUGUGAGAAAUCCGAUCUGCUGCAGUGGUGGGUGGCUUGAGGCAGCCUGAGGACCUGGGACCUCUACUUUGUGACAGACACCCUGGGACCCAGAGAGGGGCGGGAGCUGCCCUCCCAGCUUGGAAUCGCUGCCUCUGCUCGCCCUCCCUGCCUGGCUCUGGCCCUCUCCCUGCCACUCCAUGCCUGUGGAUGGGGUGCCCGGGGCGCCAGGCCCUGCACCAGGUCAGGAGAUAUUAAGACAGGGAGGGGCAGGUAAAGUCUGGGGAGCCCAGGUCGGGAGGGAGACGCCAGGGUCGAGUGACAAGCCACCAGGAGGCCUGAGCAAAGUCCAUGGGCACCUGGGGGCAGAGAUGCCAUCUGUGGUCUGGAGAAGCAGGGAGCCUUCCAGAGGAGCUAGCCUUGCGUACAGUUGUGAAGCAGCUGACCAGCUGCGCUCUGGAGCCCCGCCCCAGCAGUCAGGGGGCCUGAAGGACACAGGUCCCUCCCUCACCUGGGCUCCUGCAGCCCCGCCCACGGGCUCAUCUGGCUCCUCCCUGCAGCUCACAAGGCUCGGGCUCACCUGCUCUUACCAAAUUCCCUUGGGGCAGCGGCACCUGGUGCCCCAGGACGCAUCCUCCGGGCCAUCGUCAACAGGAGCGAUGGGCAGCUGCCAUCUCAGCAAUAGCCCCAAGGACGCUUCCUCGGCGGCCUGCAGGGGGGCCGCGAGCAUGUGCCAGCCGGAGCCUAAGACCCUAACGCGUUUACUCCACUUCAUCCUCACAACAACCCCGGGGGCGCUGACGGGUUCCCCACUUGAAGUAAGGGGAGCUGGGAAGAAUUUCUCCACACAAAGGACCCAGAAGAGGCAACUGCAUGGAACGGGCCACCCGGAGCGUUCCUUGGAGAAGCCCCUGCCAGCGGAGAGCCCCGAUGACACUUGGAUGGUAUAUUUAAGACAAAAGAUGGUGAAUAAUUUUGAGAAGACAAUAAUCUAGACCAUGCAAAGUUGUUGACUGGAGACCUUGCUGAGGGCUGACGGAGAUGGGGGUGUCUACAGUCCCCCCCAAGGCCUUCCUGGGCAGUAGGGGGCCUGGGGAGGCCAAUGAGCCCCUGAGCCUGGGAAGGGGGUUGGGAUCAAAGGAAGGAGACCCUCUCCUGGGAGGCCUGCAGGGAGGCCAAGAAACCUGAAGGACAGAUUUUUUCCCAAGCCCGCUUCUCAGCAUCUCACGCCACCCCUCUGGCUGCUCCCUGCAGGGGGGACCCUCCACGUUGUCAGGGAAGGGGACACACUGCAGGAGGUUGGGGUGGUUCCUCUAGGACAUCUGUGCCCAGCCCCGCACCCAAAGAAGGACAGGGCUGGCCAGAGCCCCUGACACAGCGACACCCCACCCCAGGCGGGUCUCCUCCUGGAACGGUCCUGGCUGUGAAAGUCAGGAAGUGGCCCGGAGUCCCCUGGGCCUCCUUGCCCCUCCAGCUAAACCAUCCUUCCCUGCCUGCAUGCCAGGCAGCCAGAGGCACAUGACAAAUGGAGAGAAUGCAGUGACAUCAGAAUCUUCGAAAGGCUGUGUGGACAUAGCACAGGCCUGGUCCUGGAGGGGCACACGAGCCCAGCCCUCACGGACCUUGGGGAGGAUGGGGGUUUGGGACCCUGGAGACACAGCACCCAUUACAGACCAGUGACCUGAGAUUUGGGCUGGGAGGAACAGGAGAGAGACUCCGGCGGUGGGUGCUGUCCAGGGAGCCUACCCCAACCAGGGGAUGAUGGAGCAAAGUGGAAGGGCACAGGGGCUGACCCACUCA